AUAAAUUGUUCAUGUAAAGAUUAGUAACUCGUAAAAGUAAUGACUAAUUAGUGACGUGAGACUAUUAACAAAUUCAUAUUAUUUUUCUAAUUAUAUUAACUUAAUAUAGUUUUGAACUAAUUUUGAACGUAUAAGAAACAACAACAUGAGUUGUGAUAAAGCGAUUAAAAUAUGUGACUAACAAAUAGUAGGUCAUGUUAUUAUAUAGGAAGCGACCGAGGAGAUGACAUUUCUUAACUUGGAGUUUAAGAAUGGUGUAGAUUAGUGUAGUCACAUUUUCGUAAUAAAAUAUAAAAUCGAGAUGCUCCUACGUUUGGUUAGAUAAGUGACAUAUGAUUUAAUGGGAAAUGAAAGAAAAUAAAAUGAUUUUUUUAUGUUUCCAUAUUUGGUAAGAUAAAUGACAUAGAAAAGGAAAUGACAGUCAUUUAUAAAAAUUUCAGUUCCCUUUACUCCCAAAGUGGAGGAAUUUGAGAGAAAAGCAAAAAUUAAAAGCUGUCAUUUACCUUUUCUUUCUUUUCUCUUCCCUUACUUUCCCUUCUCUUUCUUUACUAAUAAUGAACCAAACAUGGCCUUAAUACCACCCCAUCCUCAUUCGCAAACCACACUCCCUCUCCUUCGAGCAUCCAUUACCGCCGCCACUCCCCCUCUCUCCUACCAGAUUCGCCGGCGAUCCCCCGUCGUUGCAACCGUGUAAAGAGUAUCCAUGUCCUCCAGUUGCUGGUAAUCCUGGUAUAAGGAUGGAGAAAUUUCAAAAUUCUAGGAAUAUCUCAUGACUUUGGGUUUAAAUUCUUCCUGGAAUUGUUUGAGAAACUACUUGACAAACCGACUUCAGUUUUCUCAAAGUUUCUGCAACAUGGCUGAUGGUGGUAAAAGCUUUGCUAGGAGAGAUCGUCUGCUUGAGAUAGAGUCAAAGGUUCGUAUUUGGUGGGAUCAGAGUGAUGUAUUUGUGGCUAAGCCCGGAGAGAAGCCUCCUGGCGAUGGAGAAAAGUUCUUUGGGAACUUUCCAUUUCCAUAUAUGAAUGGCUAUUUGCAUCUAGGACAUGCAUUUUCACUUUCCAAGGUAGAAUUUGCUGCAGCUUACCAUAGACUGAGAGGAGCCAAUGUACUCUUUCCUUUUGGUUUCCACUGCACCGGUAUGCCCAUCAAGGCUGCAGCGGAUAAACUUGCAAGAGAAAUUCAACAGUUUGGAAAUCCACCUGAGUUUCCUUCUGCAGUGAAAGAGGAAGUUAGCCAGCCAUCCGAACAAAUAGACGCAAAUGCAGGAUCACAGCCACCUCCUGAUAAGUUCAAGGGUAAGAAGUCCAAGGUUGCAGCCAAGACUGGCACACAACUGUACCAGUGGGAGAUCAUGCGAAGUUUUGGCCUUUCAGAUGAAGAAAUCUCAAAGUUUCAGGACCCAUAUAAAUGGCUGACCUAUUUUCCGCCCUUGGCAGUUGAGGACCUUAAAGUUUUCGGCUUGGGUGUUGACUGGAGGCGUUCUUUUGUCACCACAGAUAUUAAUCCGUACUUUGAUUCUUUUGUGAGGUGGCAAAUGAGGAAGCUCAAAGCAGCUGGUAAGAUCGUGAAAGAUAAAAGAUACGCAAUCUUCUCUCCACUAGAUGGACAACCAUGUGCAGACCAUGACAGGGCUUCUGGUGAAGGGGUCCAGCCUCAAGAAUACACAAUAAUAAAGAUGGAAGUUGUUCCUCCGUUUCCUGCGAAGUUGAGCAGUUUAGAGGGGAGGAAAGUAUAUUUGGCUGCUGCAACAUUGAGGCCAGAGACAAUGUAUGGCCAAACAAAUGCGUGGGUAUUGCCUGAAGGGAAAUACGGGGCCUUUGAAAUUAAUGAGACGGAUGUUUAUGUAGUCACAGAGAGGGCAGCUCUUAACCUUGCAUAUCAGAACUACUCAAGGGUCCCAGAAAAGCCAACUUGCUUAGCAGAGCUUACUGGUUAUGACUUGAUUGGUUUGCCUUUGAAGUCUCCUCUUGCACAAAACGAAAUUAUUUACACUCUUCCAAUGUUAACUAUCUUGACAGAUAAAGGUACUGGGAUAGUAACCAGUGUCCCUAGUGAUGCACCUGAUGAUUAUAUGGCCCUGCAUGAUUUGAAGGCAAAACCAGCUCUACGUGAGAAAUUUGGUGUGAAAGAUGAAUGGAUUCUUCCCUUUGAGAUCAUACCCAUCAUUGAUAUUCCUGGUUUCGGAGAUAAGCCUGCUGAGAAGGUAUGCACUGAUUUGAAGAUCAGAAGCCAAAACGAAAAGGACAAGCUUGCGGAAGCUAAGCGGUUAACUUAUUUGAAGGGGUUCACAGAAGGGUCAAUGAUUGUUGGUGAAUUUAAAGGGCAGAAGGUCCAGGAUGCCAAGCCAAAAGUCAGACGAAAGCUUUUAGAAGCGGGUGAAGCCAUUAUGUAUAGUGAACCUGAGAAAAAGGUCAUGUCUAGAUCAGGUGAUGAAUGUGUUGUGGCUUUGACAGACCAGUGGUACAUCACAUAUGGUGAAUCUGAAUGGAAGGAACUAGCUAAGGAGUGCUUGGAUAACAUGAAUUGCUACGCUGAUGAGACACGUCAUGGUUUUGAGCACACAUUAGGUUGGCUUAAUCAGUGGGCCUGCUCAAGGUCGUUUGGCCUUGGCACUCGCAUCCCUUGGGACGAGCAGUACCUUGUGGAAUCCCUCUCCGAUUCAACCAUAUACAUGGCUUAUUACACCGUUGUCCAUUUUUUGCAAAAUGGAGACAUGUACGGAUCUGAUACCAGUUUGAUAAAACCAGAACAACUGUCCGAUAGUAUCUGGGAUUACCUGUUUUGUGGUGGUCCGUAUCCAGAGUCAUCGGAUAUUGAUCCGAAUUUGCUUAGCCAGAUGAAGCGAGAGUUCGAUUAUUGGUAUCCUUUAGAUCUCCGCGUGUCUGGCAAAGACCUUAUCCAGAACCAUCUGACAUUUAGUAUUUAUAAUCACACAGCAAUUAUGGAUAAGCACCACUGGCCUCGUGGGUUCAGAUGUAAUGGACACAUUUUACUAAAUGCUGAGAAGAUGUCCAAGUCCACUGGGAACUUCAGGACGUUACGCCAGGCCAUUGAAGAAUUCUCCGCAGAUGCCACACGUUUUGCUCUAGCUGAUGCUGGUGAUGGUGUUGAUGAUGCAAAUUUUGUUUUUGAAACUGCAAAUGCAGCGAUCCUGCGUCUGACAAAAGAGAUCUCAUGGAUGGAAGAAGUUCUUGCUGCUGAUGCAGCUCUAAGAUCAGGUGAGCCAUCUACUUAUGCUGAUCGAGUGUUUGAAAAUGAGAUUAAUUUGGCAGUAAAGGAGACUGAGAAACACUACCAGACUUACAUGUUCCGGGAUGCUCUUAAGACUGGGUUUUACGACUUGCAAGCUGCUAGGGAUGAGUAUAGGUUCUCUUGUGGGGCUGGUGGCAUGAACAGGGCUUUGGUGAUGCGUUUUAUGGAUAUUCAGACACGACUUAUUACCCCGAUUUGUCCACAUUACGGAGAGCAUAUUUGGAGGGAGCUUUUGAAGAAGGAAGGCUUUGCAAUAAAAGCUGGCUGGCCUGUUGCUGAGGCACCUGAUGAUACCCUUAAAAGUGCCAACAAAUACUUACAAGAUUCAAUAGUGCUGAUGAGAAAGCUCCUCCAGAAGCAAAUUAUGGGUUCAAAGAAGGCUAGCAAGAAAGGUGCCCCUGUACAACAACUUACAGAGGACAAGCAAUUAACUGGCUUGAUUUAUGUAAAUGAAACAUAUGAUGGAUGGAAGGAAGCGUGCUUGAAAAUACUUCAAAGCAAAUUUGACUCAAGUACUCGCAAAUUUGCUGAAGACAGUGAAAUAAUGUCAGCAUUGCAAACGAGUGAGAUUGGGCAGGCUACCAAUUUCAAACAAAUCCAGAAGCAAUGCAUGCCAUUCUUGAGGUUCAAGAAAGAUGAGGCUGUUAAGCUAGGCCCUCAAGCCUUGGAGUUAAAGCUUCCUUUUGGCGAGAUGAAGGUCCUUUCAGAGAACUUGGAUUUGAUCAAGAGGCAGCUUGGGCUUGAGCAUGUGGAGAUUUUGUCGUAUCAAAAUGAAGAUGCUUGUGCCAAGGCCGGAUCUCUUACUGCUGUGCUAAAACAAAAUCCUCCAUCUCCCGGUAAUCCUACUGCCAUCUUUUUGACAAGCUCAUGAACACCUAAUUGUUCUGUGGCUUUGGUUAUGUUUAGGCAUUUUUGUUGUGCUGUUUUUGGAUUUGUUAUUUGCUUCAUAAAUUCUUGAAAGCGCAUUAUUUUUAUAUUGAGUUCUUAUGAAGUCUUGUUUUCAAGUGACCGGACAUGCCUUCAAUUUGAACAUGGAUUUUGUGUUUACCAUACA
Messenger RNA from Spinacia oleracea (spinach), 4303 nucleotides. RefSeq names its product leucine--tRNA ligase, cytoplasmic. The transcript is spliced from 4 exons. Gene Ontology annotation, biological process: leucyl-tRNA aminoacylation. Gene Ontology annotation, molecular function: ATP binding; aminoacyl-tRNA deacylase activity; leucine-tRNA ligase activity. NCBI's taxonomy places the organism in Eukaryota, Viridiplantae, Streptophyta, Magnoliopsida, Caryophyllales, Amaranthaceae. The record is from RefSeq and is a predicted model, not a curated record. The coding region runs from base 770 to 4120 and encodes 1116 amino acids.